AACGUGAGUUGUGUCAGUAGAAGGGUAGUUGUGAAACCGGCUCUGACAAGACCAAAGUUGCAUCUUCAAGAUUGGGUUGUAAGCUGUCAACCCUGAGAAUAACUUCGGGAAACCCGGGACCGUGGUGAUAAAUUGGACAAUAAAAGAUUGCACGAUCAAAUCUGGACGAAUAUGUCCUCGAUCAAGGAGGAAGGUAAAGACCGUAUCAUCUUUGUCACCAAGGAGGAACAUGAGACUCCGAGUAGUGCAGAGCUCAUAGAGGAGGAUCCCAACGAUCCCUAUGAGGAACGGGGUCUGAUCCUGCCAAGCGGAGAGAUCAACUGGAAUUGCCCGUGUUUAGGUGGGAUGGCAAGUGGUCCUUGUGGGACAACGUUCAAAGAUGCCUUCUCCUGCUUCCACUACAGCAAGGAGGAGGUGAAGGGUUCUGACUGCCUGGAGCAGUUUAAGGGCAUGCAGGAGUGUAUGCAGCGCUACCCUGAGCUUUACCCCCAGGAGGACGAGAAGAAAACACAAGCAGGGGCUGCUGAAACACAGCCAUCCUUGCAAGACUCUUCCACUGACCCAACCACAGAUUCUGAACCCACAACAUCCCCUGAACCCACAACAUCCCCUGAAUGCACAACAUCCCCUGAACCCCCAACAUCCCCUGAACAAGACACUAGCCCCACACUGUCCUCCCCCCCUGCUGACACCACAAUACCACUCCAUUCAGAAAGCUCUGUGUCAGGCUAAAGACUGAUCUUUCUCAUCAUUUCAGUGGAAGUGGGGUUAUUUCUUGUGGGUCUUCAUUUAUUUACUGCUCAAAUGCUUGUAUUUGCGAAGGUGUUGGGGGGUGUUACUGAUUAUACAAAAAUAUGAUAAAUGAAAGUAUUUACUACCCACCCCCAAUAGUCUGCACAAGUUGUCUCUUUUGUUACCCCUGUAAACAAUUUAAAACAUUUAAUUGUAAAAGUCUCCCCCCAAAUGAGUUUUAUAUAAUUACAUUUAUAAUAAUAUAGUUUAAUUGGUUGGUGUUUACCUACUACUUUUGUACAUCCGUUCAUGCCUGUGGCUUUCCUUUUGUAUUUGUAGAUUUUCACGUGCCAUGUUUGGCAGUGAAUCCAGAUAAAUGUAGCUCAGUCGAUCAAAGCCUGCAGAAGACUGUCAAAUGGGAAAAUGCUGUAAAAUUCCAUUAUCAGCAAAUAAUUUUUGCCAUUCUCUGCCCCAUGGGACUUGAGCUUGAAUAGAAGCACUAGAAUUGAGAUUCUUACCUCUUUUGACUUUGUUUGACUGACUUUUGAACUGGCUGAUUAUUGCAUAAUGAGAUAUUACAAAGUAAAAUGACUGAACUGGCUUGAAGUAAAGGAUGAAGUAAGGGGUUAUAGAUGUGAUAAUAAAUUGUAUUAUUUA
Molecule: messenger RNA, 1389 nt
Organism: Hypomesus transpacificus
Lineage: Eukaryota; Metazoa; Chordata; Actinopteri; Osmeriformes; Osmeridae
Product: mitochondrial intermembrane space import and assembly protein 40-A-like
Exons: 3
Coding region: 172-732 (186 amino acids)
Biological process (GO): protein import into mitochondrial intermembrane space
Cellular component (GO): mitochondrial intermembrane space
Molecular function (GO): protein-disulfide reductase activity
Source: RefSeq, a predicted model, not a curated record